Messenger RNA from Trichobilharzia szidati, 1085 nucleotides. Lineage: Eukaryota; Metazoa; Platyhelminthes; Trematoda; Strigeidida; Schistosomatidae. The record is from the annotation of a GenBank genome assembly.
AAACUUUUUUGUCAUGUAUAUUUUUUAAUAUUUUAUAAUUUGAAACAAUGAACAGCGUCUGUCAUCAUCAUCAUCAUCACAUUUCGUAUCCAACCCACUGUAUGGUUAUGGACUAUACUACUGAUAAAUCGCCACUAACUAAUUCUGAGGGGAAUCAGAAUAAUUCCCACAUUCCAUCGAUUACAGUUGUUCGACCAAAACAACCAAGACGAUAUAAACUUUUACCAAAAGAUAAACUCCGUUUCCCUAAAAGUGACACGUCAAAUCAGUUUUGGCGAAAGUAUGAUUAUACAAAACAUAUGCCGCUGAUCACUGUGGAUUGUGAUGAUGAAGAAAGUGAAGAAUUUGACGGCGCACUGUUUCAAAAAGUCUCCAAUAAUGGUUUACAUGAUGUUUUAAAACGUGAUCGAACUAGUCGUAAUGGUUUGUCAACUGCAGCAGGGAAUCCUGAUGAUGAAUGGGAUGAUGAUUGGAAUUUAAACCUUUCUACGCCUAGUCAGCGUAAAAGACUAUUUUGUUGUCCUCUGGACUGUACACUAUCUUAGGAAGAUAAUAUUCUCUUCGAGAGUCGUCGAUCGUAGGCUAUACAAUUCGGUGCAAAUCAGAUGAGACGAGGGAGGAAGUGAUAAUAUAAAUUUUUAUUCGGUGAUUCACAUUAUCUACUAAUUAUUAUUAUAAUAACGCCUAUUUUCAUCGAAAUCGAGUAUUUUAAAGUAAUUUUCUAUGUGCAUUUCUCACCGAGCUUUAUUAACCUUUUUGACUUACGAGAUGUUGUAUUUGAUUCGUCAACUUGUCAUUGCUCUUCUUUUUUUUAUUCCCCAAGAUCUCCCCUGUUUUGUUUUUCAAAAUUUAUUUUUAUUCCGUGUAAUUUUAAUGACUUCAGGUGUAUUUAUUCUGGUGUGUAUAUUCACAUUAGCAAUUGUGAUGUCAAGUACUUCUUAUGCCUACUUUCUAUUUUUUGUUUGUUUUUUUAAAUGAUAUUUUCUCUGUCUACCUACAUAUAUUGGCUAGGCUAAAUUGCAUAAUAUAUUACUGAAAUCAACGGGUGGUAUGGAAUGUUAUGUGAAUAUUACUUGAUUAACAAU